CUUAUGGCACUGCACUCCCUCUCACCACGGACACACAAAAGUUCACAUUUUAGAUGCACGACACCUAUAAUACAAUGUCAGGACACCAGUGGCAGUAUGGGCAGUGUGCAUCAUAGCCAUAAGCACUUCUUGACAGCAAAACGGGCAUGAGAGGUUGUGUGUCCGUAUCUGUUCAAAUCUAUAUGGUUCCAAAUUUUCCCUUGAGGGAGGGGAAAAAAGAAGAAAAAGGAAAAGAUAAAAAAAGGAAGGAAGGAGAAUAACAAUAUCGGUAUCAAGAAAAUAAAGAAUUGCCGUAUAGUGACCAGACAUACAUACAUUAGACAUCUGUCUACCGCCACCCAGUGGUGAUGGUGGGGAAAAUGAUGGCACCAGCUUGUCUGUCUACCCUAUCUAUCCAGCUCUUGGAUUAAGGUGAUAUGGUUUGGUUGGGUAUUGGUUUGGCCAUGUUUCUUUUUUCUGUGCCGGAGCUCUCCAGCGUCGUGGGAUGGUCGACCCCCGACUCUCUGGGCCGUCGAUCUUUUUUUGGUCCAUUGGUACCAUCGAAUUACUUCACCCCCUCGUCCGGGGCUAUGGCUCUGUUUGCUAUCGGUAUUUUGCUGUGCCUGCAGUUAAUCGUUUUUUGGCUAUUCAUUGGAAAAAUAUUGGUGACAAGUUUUCCCGCACAGCUGUUGCUGUUCCUUUCCACCCUUCUUAUGCUGUUCAUUGCGGGAGCACUGAUGAUCCCGCCCAUCUCAUCGUCAUUUACGCCAUCUACCCAUCUCAUCGCAAGCUCGCAACUACCUCCGUCCCUUUUUGCUUGUUCCUGUGCUUUCUUUCCCUCUAA
Tuber melanosporum (Perigord truffle) is the source of this 823-nucleotide messenger RNA. RefSeq lists its product as uncharacterized. The record is from RefSeq and is a predicted model, not a curated record. NCBI's taxonomy places the organism in Eukaryota, Fungi, Ascomycota, Pezizomycetes, Pezizales, Tuberaceae. The coding region runs from base 485 to 823 and encodes 112 amino acids. The transcript has a single exon.